AUGUUUGACUUCGCCCUCCGCGACUCCUCCUUUUCUGACAGAGAGAAGAGUUUAGCAUGGUGGGCUUCAAUGCGCUACUGGUUUAAAGAGAAGGGGUAUAUCUUGUACGAAUACGACAAAGAUCAGGAUGGGCGACCUACGUCUGAAUUUGAGGGCAUGACGCAGUUUCCGUAUGCAUACCCUGUGGCCGGCCCUUCCACCAACCACACCUCUAAGCCACCUUUCAUGUCAAUUUUCCAUGUCCGCACCAUAUUCGCCCAAGACUUGCAAGGACGGCAUGUGGUCAUUAAGCCUAUUCCAAAUGGCUCAGAAGAGUACAAGAUUCUGCGCUUUUUGCUGGAAAAUUUCGAUUGGUCUGAUUCCGCAAGAUUCUCCUGCGUGAUACCUGUUCUUGAUCUCCUUCGUUACGAAGAGCAAUGGUUUGCUAUUAUGCCCAGGUGGGGCGAAAAUCAUACUGCUCCAUGGUAUGCUACUUGCUCUCAAGUUUUGGAUGCUAUCCGGUGCUAUCUACGAGGUCUCACUUUUCUUCACGAACACCGCAUCUUCCACCGGGAUCUCGACUCUCAAAAUCUCUACGUUAACCACUUUUGUUGCAUCCAGUGUUUGUACGACAACCCCGCUCGACACGAGUUCAGAAAACAGGGCCUUGCAAAAUACGCCAUAGCAGACUUCAACUUGUCCAUCAUGUUCGACGCCAACACCAACCCGCGAGACUGUCGGCUUUCCUGGAAGGAGGCUUAUGGGAUCUAUGAUCAGCCCUAUGAGGUCAACUACGCGCAGCUGGAUUUCAAUCCAUUUGCUUACGAUGUUGCGGCACUCGGGAUACACUUCUGUCACAAAUUUCGGCAUCUUUCUGCAGAAAUCCCGUUACUUGCCCCACUAUUGGGUGGUAUGAUAACUUAUGACGUGGGACAACGUUUUACGGCAUCGGAGGCGCUUGCCUUUCUUGACGAGAACCAACAGUUUCUAACCGAGGAACAGUUUUCUGCCUCACCGUCAAUGAAAAGCGACCAUCCAGAUGCUCUAGCAUUGUCCUGGCGUGAUUACAACAUGUGGGCCAGUCUCUCCCCCCAACAAAUUGCAAGAUGGGGUAGAUAUCGUGAAACCAAACCCAAUAUUUUCAUGCGAUAUGUCGUUAAUUGGCUUUGUUGUCGACGAUGGGGCUGGGCAUUAGUUUUGCACACAAGGCAGAUCUUUCGAUAUGCGUCAUCCUUGGCCUCUCGCCUCUUCGGCCAGCCCUCACAGAAAUUAAGAAAUGAUUAG
Molecule: messenger RNA, 1263 nt
Organism: Cyclocybe aegerita
Lineage: Eukaryota; Fungi; Basidiomycota; Agaricomycetes; Agaricales; Hemipholiotaceae
Source: the annotation of a GenBank genome assembly